AUGAAUUAGAUGAUUAAGUCACUCUUGAUUAUUCUUAUAAGGAUAGUUAUUUUUUAUCUAGGAAUCAAGUUUUUUUCAAGGGAAAUUAUUACUGGAUAAAUAGAUAAGAAGAGAACUAUAUAUUGUUAAUAUAGUUUAAUAAAAAUUGGUGAAUUACUUAAGUAAUCAAAAGAUGAAAUACAAUCAACUUAGUAGGUUGUAUUAAAAUUGAGAAGAUUUGUAAAGGAAGAAAUAGAAUUAUAAGAAAAACUUAUGAAGAUUGUUAUUCAAAAAGUAUUUGUAGAAUAACUCAAUAAUGUAAUUAAGAAUUCAAAAGAAAAUAAAUUGAUUUUAUAUAUUAUACAUGUUAUAUGA
Messenger RNA from Paramecium primaurelia, 354 nucleotides. The record is from the annotation of a GenBank genome assembly. NCBI's taxonomy places the organism in Eukaryota, Ciliophora, Oligohymenophorea, Peniculida, Parameciidae.